This is a messenger RNA of Branchiostoma floridae (Florida lancelet), 2910 nucleotides long. RefSeq names its product clarin-3-like. Bases 521 to 1210 code for a protein of 229 amino acids. The record is from RefSeq and is a predicted model, not a curated record. The transcript has 3 exons. NCBI's taxonomy places the organism in Eukaryota, Metazoa, Chordata, Leptocardii, Amphioxiformes, Branchiostomatidae.
UUUAACCUGGGUGUGGUCGGGUGGCGGAAACGAUUGAUUAUUGGGUGCGACUCAACAUUCUAACGGGGCAACAAGUUGUUCAACUGUCUAGUCCGGCUGGCGCCGACACCACUGAUUCGAGUUCCGGAAAAGCCCAUACCUCCCAUAAUCUCCAAUUAUUUACCGUUAGAUUACCUGUGGCGUAACGGUAACAACUGGGACAGGUAAACAAUAACGGGGACAGCAGGUGUUGCGGAAACUCCCCUGGGAACUCUCGGAUUACUACGCGAGAUUUCAAUUAUUCGAUCCCCAACCAUCCCUCAGGGACUCCAUGGCUGUUUUUUGACGCAGGUGGAUUUUUCUGGCUUAGUGUAAAAAGUGCCAACGUCACAAAAGACAUGGUCUUAAGGGGGGCAUUGGCUCAACGUCCCGUAUAGAGAUACUCGCCAUUUUGUUCUCACACAGGACGCAUCCAGGUGUUUGUUAGACCACCUGCCGGACUACUAUUGUACCUGAAGUGAUUCAGUGACGGGUUUCCACUAUGGCUGCCAGGAAUUACAAAAAGGUGUUCUAUGCAGGAGUGGUUCUGCUAUCUCUGGCCGGGGUUCUGAUGUUGGCCACUUCUUUGGGCACGGAUUUCUGGAUCCAGGCCGAGGUGAAACGUGAUCUAGGAAAUAAUCAGACUCAGGACGGGACCAUGAACAUAGGACUAUUCAAGGGAUGCAAGACCUUUACUACUAUACAGAACUGUGGAUUUCAAGUGACAGAAGAACAGGUGGGACUAAACAUAACUUACCAGCCCAGUCACCCCAUGGUCGCAGCCACCAUAGCCUUCAAUGCUGGAGCCAUCCUGAUGGGACUCAUAGCGGUCAUCUUCUCGGCAUACAAUGUCUUCACAAACCCCAUAGAGACCUUCGCUGGGCCUAUGGGUCUGUACAUAUGGAAUGGUGUCAGUGCUGUGUUCUGCCUGGUGUGCCUGAUCCUGUACGCUGUGCUGUAUCACCUGUACCUGAGUGGCAACAACCUCCUCACGCAGGCGGAGUUUGACAGCAAGUUCUACGUGGCGACCUCGGGGUUCGGCUACUCGUACUGGCUCGUCCUGGGCGCGCUCGCAGCAUUCCUCACGAAUGAGGGGCUGGUGUACCUGUCUGGGAAACACAUACGCUCCGUCUUCCAGAACAGAAGCGGGAGCAUGAAGGAGCGGCCGAGCGAAGAUGUUUUGAUGUACUGAAAGUAACAAACAAACAAACAUGGUCUUCCCCAAGACUUACAAUAGGCGAAGGACAUGUUUUGCUUGGAACUUAAUGUGAUAAUCAAUUAUGGCAUUGCCAAAUUCAGUACUUGACUUUGACAAUGAAUGUAACAUUUGUUGGUUUGGACACUAGUAGUGCCUAGUGGAACAUAGGGCAGCAAGUUUUCUUGCUAGUUGUAGCAGGGUAUGAAAUGGGUAUGUUUGGAGGGGUCGCUAGCCCUUUGACGUGCUUGAGGCACUUCAAACAUGGGACCCCAAUUUUCUGAAAGACGGGUGCAACCGAGAUGCCCUACCCAGGAUUGAACCGGGUCUCCCAGUUACAAACUACUUAGAACAAGGAGCUCAACUGUGAGGCUGCUACCAGUUGUGCUACAGGGACAUCCCCAUAUAUAACAUUAUUUUGCUAGUAAAAAUCAUACUACAUGUCGUGUAUUGAUUUGAGCUAAUGUUACCCUGCUUAACCUGUAUCAAAUUAGUAAAUUUAUCAACCAGAAGAAGGAAUUCUGAAUGUUAAGUUAAAAAUCUUAUGUACGACCAAAUUAGUUCAAUUUAAGAAUUUACAGGUUGUGAAAUGCUUUUUUAGCAUGAUACAACUAGCCCAUAGCGAUUAUCUUGAUGUAUUCAUUUCAUGAGGAAGCUGAAAUUCUUUCCCACAGAUUUGUCUUGCACUCGGUAUAUGAUAUUGUUAUGAAUCAUGUCACAAAAAUGUUGUUAGAAAAAAGAAAGAACCCACAUAUAUUACAAUCUAUUGCUUCAGCAUGUUGUAAAACAGUUUGAAAGAUUUGAAGUGUGACAUCUGUUAGUGUAAUGUUUGGCAAGUGUCAAAACUUGACACAAAAGUUUCUCGCCUAGAUUAAUAUUGUGUAGGUUGUAGGUUGGUAAAAAUGAUUUGUAUGUUUUGGUGUCACAAAAGAAAGCACAGUUGAACAGUUACAAGUGCCAGUAAUGCGUUGAAGCACCCACUGUAGUGUUUAUGUGUGCUAGACUUGAUCCUAUGAUACAUUGGGAAACACAGUAUAUGUUGUUGCAUGUUAGUUAGGAAAAAGUACAUUAGUCAGAAUGCAUUAAAUCAGAGGCAUCUAGAUUGAACACAAAUGGUUAAAUUAUACUAGACCAAGUGAAUUAUACUUUAUAGGUUGAAAUAUAUGAAGCCUGACGUGUGUGGCAAGUAUGCUUAAUUAGGACAUUGCCGUAACUAUAAGCAAAAAUUCAUAGAAAGAUUCAGAUGAACUGUGAAUGGCAAGAAAUAUAAUGCUAUCUUUCUUUCCAUUCAGUGUAUGAGACAGCACUUUUACAAACAACCACCUUAUGUUAACUACCAUUGACUUGAAAUUUGGAAAAUCUUACCAACUUUCGAGUCAAAUGACUGAAAAUAGAUGACAAAGACAUCUGAAUACAUUUGUAUAGACUGUGAGAUGGACUUGACUACUGUUGGUUUCUUUCCAAAUUUCUAGUUAUUUGAAGGGACCAAAGUUUAAAGUUGUGUCAGAAAUCAUUGGAAUUAUUAUUAUUAGAUGUUCACCACAAGUUGAACCUAUCAGAAUAUGUACAUAUCACCGUGUUAAAAACAAAAGAAACUGACUCAUCUUCUCAUCAAUUCACUUUGUAACUCAUGAAGAUGUAAAUGAGUAGAAAGCAUUCCAUGGUCUUAUGAAUAAAAUCAGAGAUUAUCCAUGAGA